AUGGUUGAUGAGAAGAAACCAGCUGCCAAGAAGGGAGGCAAGAAACCCUUGAAGAAACAGCUAGCAAAUGGCGGCAAGAAGCGGCGAAAGUCGAGGAAGGAGAGUUACUCCAUUUACACCUACAAAGUGAUGAAGCAGGUUCACCCCGACACCGGCAUAUCCUCCAAGGCCAUGAGCAUCAUGAACUCGUUCGUGAGCGAUAUUUUCGAGCGCAUUGCGGGUGAGGCUUCCCGCCUGGCCCAUUACAACAAGCGCAGCACCAUCAGCUCCCGGGAGAUCCAGACCGCCGUGCGCCUGCUGCUGCCCGGGGAACUGGCCAAGCACGCCGUGUCGGAAGGGACAAAGGCGGUGACCAAGUACACCAGCUCCAAGUAAAACCCCAGAACGGACUGAAAAACAUUCAAAACACAACGGCUCUUUUAAGAGCCACCCACAAUUUCCCCUGAAAAAGCUAUAUGAUUUCUUUACUUCUAAUUUAUGUUUUUGCUAUGAAGCAUUUCGAAUUGUCUAAUUGUUAUUUUGAUCACGUUUCAAUCUCAGAGAUUCUCGGUAAUGUAGAUUUAACCCUCGUUCAAUUGUUGGGUCGUUAAUGAUGCCCCAUAAAUUAAUGACUUACCUCUCACCCUCUGCGCUUUGUUUUAAGACGCGUCAUAUUCGACCCUUUCCCUGGUUUUGGAGAGAGAGCGAAUAGAACGCAAAUGCUUCAGGUUCCAGUUCUGUUCACGUUUGGACUCAACAAUCGAUCAGUUCAUUUCCUAUAAGCUCCGGUUAUGUAGCAACCUUCAAUCUCAACGCUGGCAAAUUUACUCCAAGUAUGUUCAAUUUUGGCUGUCA
Molecule: messenger RNA, 834 nt
Organism: Carcharodon carcharias (great white shark)
Lineage: Eukaryota; Metazoa; Chordata; Chondrichthyes; Lamniformes; Lamnidae
Product: late histone H2B.L4-like
Exons: 1
Coding region: 1-375 (124 amino acids)
Cellular component (GO): nucleosome
Molecular function (GO): DNA binding; structural constituent of chromatin; protein heterodimerization activity
Source: RefSeq, a predicted model, not a curated record